Fukomys damarensis (Damara mole-rat) is the source of this 1716-nucleotide messenger RNA. RefSeq names its product HAUS augmin like complex subunit 2 (gene Haus2). Lineage: Eukaryota; Metazoa; Chordata; Mammalia; Rodentia; Bathyergidae. The transcript has 6 exons. Bases 47 to 571 code for a protein of 174 amino acids. Gene Ontology annotation, biological process: microtubule nucleation; spindle assembly; centrosome cycle. Gene Ontology annotation, cellular component: mitotic spindle microtubule; centrosome; HAUS complex. The record is from RefSeq and is a predicted model, not a curated record.
CCUACUGCUGGGCCGCCUUGUCGCCUCCGGCGUGGUCACCCAGGAGAUGUUAAACAUAUCAAAGAAAUCAGCUCCUUGCUUUGUGAACUUCUCCAGCCUGCAGCAGACCACAGAUAUUCAAGCUGAAAUCUAUCAGAAAAGCCUGGAAAUUGAACUUCUGGAACUAGAAAAAGAAACAGCAGAUAUUGUUCAUCCUUCCUAUUUAGCUGAGAAGUGUCAUAUCCUGCAAAGCAGGAAUAGUCAUCUGGAAGUGAUACUAAAGAAGAAGAGGUCCCUCAGGCAAAGGCUGCUGAAGCCCAUGUGCCAGGAAAAUUUACCUAUGGAAGCGGUGUAUCACAGAUACAUGGUACAUUUGCUACAGUUGGCUGUGACUUUCAUUGAGAAAUUGGAAAGCCAUCUUGAAACAAUUAGAAAUAUCCCUCAUUUAGAUGAAAGUAUAAAGAAAAUGAGCAAGGCUUUAGCCAAGAUGGAUAUUUUGGUGAAUGAGACAGAGGAACUGGCAGAGAAUAUACUCAAGUGGCGAGAACAACAAAAAGAAGUUUCUUCUCAGAUCCCCCAAAUGUUAAGAUGAAGACAACGAUCCUCAUAAACAUAACGUAGUUAUGAAGUCCAUUUCUGGUUGAUGGUCAUUCGGGUAUGUAGGCUUCGCUGCUGCCUGUACUGAAAGAGCUCUGUUUUUAUUGGAGUACCAAGAUUCCAGGGUUCAUUAGGACCAAAUUGACUUUUCCUUUGUUUUUCACACAUUCUUAAUGUACUUUUCAGAAAGCUAAUACAAAUAAAAUAUAGAUGAUUGAUUAAUAUUAAUGAGUUAACCAUUCCUCAGGAAGCUAAUUCUUUUAUUGUCUUUUUUUUUUUUAAGUCAUCUUUCUGAAUUGUCUUCUUGAAUCUGAAAAUGUCCAUGGCAAUUAUUCCUAUGGAAUUGUCAUGGUGUUCAGGGAAGAAUAACACAGGAGGCCUAUUCUUGCAAAGGCGUACUGACAAGGCUGGUCCUUGGCUGACCCUUCUGGGAGUUUAGCUGUCAGGAGGGCUCCCUCUACUCUCACUGACAAGAGUGGCUCAGUGUGACCCAGCUGUUUGUAUAAUAUGGCUUAUGCUGAACACUUGCUUUCUGUGUGGAAGUUGAGAAUUUUGAUACAUGCCAGUAAAAAGGAUCCUUGUGACUAGUCCUUAGUAAAACCCUGGGGUUGCAUCUCUAGCGAAUUUCCCUGAUAGGUAAUAUUUCAUGCAUGUGGUCAUGGUUCAGUUGCUGGAGGUGUGAGGCAUAGCUUGGGAGUUCCACUGGCAAUGGACCAGUACCUGGUUUUCCCCAUACUUUGCCCCAUGAACCUGUCCCCUUUGCUCUUUUGAUGUGUGUGUGUGUGUGUGUGUGUGUGUGUGUGUGUGUGUGUGCAUGUGCGCAUGUGGAGCACCUGCUCUACCACUGUGCUAUAGCCUGGCCCUUGCCUUGCGUGCUGUGCUGUACUAGACCUUGGUUAUAAAUAUGGUGAUGUGCUGAGGCCUAUGAGUCCUCAUAGCAAACCAUGUUCUUGUACUCCCCAAUGCACUGGUCAAUUCCUGAGGGUGUUCACUUAGGAACAGGCAAAGAAGAAAAGGACAGCAAGGAAAAGAAACAACACGUUAUAGUAAAUUUGUUACUGUUUAUCUUGUAAAACGCUCAGACAUUUUGUGAGGACCAAGUUUCCAGGUCACGGUGGGUGCCAUGCCCCUUACCCAGAA